Messenger RNA from Dibothriocephalus latus, 549 nucleotides. Lineage: Eukaryota; Metazoa; Platyhelminthes; Cestoda; Diphyllobothriidea; Diphyllobothriidae. The record is from the annotation of a GenBank genome assembly.
AUGGAUGUGGUACCUUCUAGCGACGCAUCGCCUGCCACUCCGAGCUCAAAUGAAGCGACUAAUGAAGAGGAAACACCUAUGGAAUCUUCACCCGACCCCAGUCUGGAUGGCAAAUCUGAACCUCUUCAGAGCUUUAUCAGAAUCGAUAUGGUGGUCGCUUUUGAAAAGAUAUUUCAAGAACCCGUCGGCUACAGUUGGGAAAACGCUAUUCACCAUGGCAUCUACUUAAACGCCCUCUUGGCGGUGGAAAUGUGUGCAAUCACAGCUGACAAGGACAUACCCGAGAUCCUUGAAUUGGAAUCCAUCGUCUUCGAUCCCAAGGCAGUUUUUCACAUGAACAGUGUAAGGGACUCCGCUGUAUUGCAUUCAAUACAAAUGGGCAAAUCAGAGGACGCCUUUGACAACUUCCCGCAGAUCGUCUCUGUGCUGCCGCAUCUAGGCGCCGACCCGGAGGAGGCAGCGGAAGAGCCGGAUGCAGAGUCUACGGACUCGGCGUCUGACAGCUCUGUGCUGCUGGUCUACGCUGGGUCGCCCGAGAGCAAAACGCUU